Messenger RNA from Thlaspi arvense, 6241 nucleotides. The record is from the annotation of a GenBank genome assembly. NCBI's taxonomy places the organism in Eukaryota, Viridiplantae, Streptophyta, Magnoliopsida, Brassicales, Brassicaceae.
GCUUUAUAAUGAUAUCUAUUGUCAAGUCACUGUCGCUAACCAGUACGCCGAACCGCAACGACCAGAGAGUGCAAUCGCUCGGAAAAUCAAUCGCCGGCGAUCGAAAACGACGGCUCGCCUGACGUCUUUCUCUCUUCUCCAAGCAAACACUUUCACAUCUCUCUCUCUACCACUCAGAUAUUUAUUAAUGAUCGUCUGCUAGAGAUCACUUUCUCUCGAUAUCAUCUCAUCAUCAUCACCUUCUUCUUCCUCUUCGUCUUCGUUGUCGAAUUUGCCUCAGCUAACGUCUCGAUCUCAGCUCGGAGUAAUCAUAGCGAUCCCUGAAAAUGGUGGAUCCGGGACCGAUUACGCCGGGCCAGGUAUCUUUUCUACUUGGAGUAAUCCCAGUAUUUAUUGGUUGGAUUUACUCGGAGCUACUUGAGUACAGGAAAUCGUUGGUUCCUUUGAAACCUCACUCGGAUAAUCAUCUGGUUGAAUCGGGAGGCGUAGCAGAGAAAGACGAUGACAAAGCUGAACUAUUGGAGGGAGGUCUUUCCCGAUCGGCAUCUGUAAGAUUUCAUAAUUCAUCCAUCAGAACAAACAUAAUCAGGUUUUUGAGUAUGGAAGAUUCGUUUUUGCUGGAACACCGAGCAACCUUGAGAGCAAUGUCGGAGUUUGGGGCAAUCUUAAUAUAUUUCUAUAUCUGUGACCGCACGGAACUGCUUGGGGAUUCAACCAAGGUUUUGUUCUUAAUGUAUCACUAUUUUGCUGCUGCUGAGAUAUACAACGCAAUCCGUAUCUUUAUCGCUGCUUAUGUCUGGAUGACUGGUUUUGGAAACUUCUCGUACUACUAUAUCAGAAAGGAUUUCUCGGUUGCACGUUUUGCGCAGAUGAUGUGGAGGCUGAACUUCUUUGUAGCAUUUUGCUGUAUUGUUCUCAACAAUGACUAUAUGUUGUAUUACAUCUGUCCAAUGCACACUCUUUUCACCCUUAUGGUGUACGGAGCUCUGGGUAUCUUCAGCAAGUACAAUGAAGUUGGAUCAGUGAUGGCUUUGAAGAUAUUUUCAUGUUUCCUCGUUGUCUUUUUGUUGUGGGAAAUUCCUGGAGCUUUUGAAAUAUUCUGGAGUCCGUUAACAUUCUUGCUAGGUUACAGUGACCCUGCGAAGCCCGAUCUUAAUCGAUUACAUGAGUGGCACUUCAGAUCAGGCCUUGAUCGCUACAUAUGGAUCAUUGGAAUGAUUUAUGCUUAUUUUCAUCCAACUGUAGAGAGAUGGAUGGAGAAGCUAGAGGAUUGUGAAACGAAGAAAAGACUAUCAGUUAAGACCGCCAUAGUUACCAUUACCGUGUUUGUUGGCUACGUGUGGUAUGAAUGUAUCUACAAGCUGGACAAGACAAGUUACAACAUGUAUCACCCAUACACAUCUUGGAUCCCAAUAACUGUUUACAUUUCCCUUCGGAAUUUCACCCACCAGCUUCGUAGUGUCUCUUUGACUCUCUUUGCGUGGCUCGGCAAGAUCACUCUAGAAACUUACAUUUCCCAGUUUCAUAUAUGGCUAAGAUCAAACAUGCCUGAUGGUCAACCAAAAUGGCUUCUCUCUAUAAUUCCGGGAUACCCUAUGCUCAAUUUCAUGCUCACAACCGCUAUAUACGUCCUUGUAUCUCACCGUCUCUUUGAACUAACCAACACACUCAAGACAGUUUUCGUACCAACAAAAGACAACAAGCGGCUCUUCUCUAACUUCAUAGCUGGGAUCGCCAUCGCUCUUCCCCUCUAUUGCUUCUCAUUCGUUCUUCUUCAGAUUCAUCGCUAAGACCCGCAUAAAAAAGUGUUGUUCUUUGUGUUUCUUCAUUGGAGUCUCAUCAAAGCAAAAGCAAAAAAAAAAAGAUAAGACGAGUUAAGCUUUGUGGAUCAUAUUCUUGUGCACAUUCCUGCUUCAGAGUUUGUUCAACAAAGCCAAGACUCGAGAAUCUCAAAAACCAACUCUGCUUUGCUCUGUUGCCAUGUGAUGAUUGUUUUCAACUUUUUUUUACAUAUCUAGUUUCUUUAGAUUUGUUUUGUAAGCAUUAAGCGAACAAACCGUGUGGUCCCUCGAAAAAUGUAUAGUGAUGUUAAAAGUAUUAAUCAAAUUGCAAAGAAAAAAAAAGAAUUAUGUAUUUUGAUUCUGUAUUUGUUUUCAGUAAUAAUGGGCACAAACCACAACACUUGCUUUGCCUUUGCAAUAUACUUGUAGGUGAAACAAAAUAAACAAAUGUAAAUGUAAUGUAAAAUAAACAAAAAAUACUGUGUGGCCUUGAUAUAGUCAACGAAUAGGAAACAUCCGUCAAGUUGCAUUAGAAACAAUGGUGAAAUUGCUUUAGUCGUACAAGUCAGACCGACAGAGAGGCUAUGCCUACCUACAUUCUCUCCUCUGAUUUUCUUCUCAGACUCUCAGUCGUCGAAGUAUUUGUUCCUCUGAAAUCAGUUACCUCCUAUGGCUUCUUCUUCAUCUUCUUCUUCGUCCUCCUCUUCUCUCAAACGAUACCAUGUCUUCCCGAGCUUCAGCGGAGAAGAUAUCCGCAAAAACUUCCUCAGCCACUUUAUCAAGGAACUUGAGUGGAAGGGUAUCAUUGCUUUCAAAGACAAUGAAAUAGAGAAAAGCCAAUCCAUCUGGCCCGAGCUUGUACACGCGAUCAGGGAUUCGAGGAUCGCUGUGGUCGUCUUCUCCAGAAGCUACGCCUCUUCAAGCUGGUGCCUUAACGAGUUGCUCGAGAUCUUGAAGUGCAAGGAAGAGUUUGGUCAAAAGGUGAUACCUGUUUUCUACGGUGUGGAUCCUUCCGAUGUGAGGAAACAGACCGGAGACUUUGGAAAGGUCUUCGACAAGACUUGCAAGAAGGUGACAAAGGAAGUUAAAAAUCGAUGGCAGAAAGGGUUGACCGAUGUUGCUAAUAUCGUCGGAUAUCAUUCUCAGAACUGCGAUGGCGAAGCUACAAUGAUUGAAACAAUCGUCGAUGAUGUUUUGAGUAAAUUGAGUGUAACUCCAUCAAGGGAUUUUGAGGAUUUGGUUGGUCUCGAAGAUCAUAUCACAAAGAUGAAGUUGUUGUUGAAAUUGGAAUCCGAAGAAGCGAAGAUGGUUGGGAUCUGGGGUCCCUCCGGAAUUGGCAAGACUACAAUUGCAAGAGCUUUGUUUCGUAUACUCUGUGGUCAAUUCCAAGGUAGUGUUUUUAUAGGCAGGGCUUUCGUAGGGAAUAUUAAGGCAAACUAUAGUGAAUACAACACGGACGAGUACGGCUUAAAGUUGCGGUUACAAGAAGCAUUUCUCUCUAAACUAUUGAAUAGAGAGAGCGUGCCGGUAGAUCACUUAGGUGCAGUGAGCGAGAGGCUAAAGCACCGGAAAGUUCUUAUUUUCAUUGAUGAUUUGGAUGAUCAAGUGGUGCUGGAUGCCUUGGUGGGUCAAACUCAAUGGUUUGGAAGUGGGAGCAGAAUCGUCGUGAAUACGAAAGAUAAGCAUUUUUUAAGGGUCCAUGGGAUUGAUGAUAUUUACGAGGUCGGUCUCCCAUCUGAAGAGCUCGCUCUUGAGAUGUUAUGUAGAUCUGCUUUCAAUCAAAGCAAUCCACCAGAAGGUUUCCAAGAGCUCGCUGUUGAAGUUGCAAGAAUUUCUGGUAACCUUCCCAUUAGUCUUGCAGUUUUGGGUUCGUCUCUGCGGCUAGAGGACAAGAAGGGGUGGAUGGAUAUGAUGCCAAGGCUUCAGAAUGGUCUAGAUGGGACUACUGAGAGGAUACUGAGGGUCGGCUAUGAUAGGUUAAGUAGUCAAGAUAAAGCGAUAUUUCGCCACAUAGCAUGUCUCUUCAAUUUCGAGAAAGUUAAUGACAUCAGGCUGCUGCUCGCCCAUAGCCGCUUGGAUUUUGAUACUGGGCUUACAAACUUAGUUGACAAGUCACUUGUGCGUGUGAGAUUGGGUAUUGUGGAGAUGCACACUUUGUUACAAAAAUUGGGUAAAGAGGUCGUCCGUGAUCAGUCCCAAAAUCCUGGAAAACGAGAGUUCCUAAUGGAUUCGGCGGAUGUACGCGAUGUACUUGAAGAAAACAUUGGUACUCAAAACAUUUUGGGUAUAUCUUUAAAUAUAGAUGAGAUCGACGAUGAGUUCGUUAUCCAUGAGAGUGCCUUUGAAAAGAUGCGUAACCUCCAAUUCCUAAAGAUUUUCACGAGUAAUUACUCGCUCGAGAAGGAGGGCAGAUUGCACUUACCUGAUAGUUUUGACUAUUUGCCACCUAAACUCAGAUUAUUGUGUUGGCACGGAUAUCCCAUGAAAAGCAUGCCUUCUAAGUUCCGUCCUGACAACCUCGUCAAGUUCAAAAUGCAGAAUAGCAAACUCAAAAAGUUGUGGGAAGGCCCUCGUAAGCUUAGAUAUCUCAAGGAGAUGAACCUGUGGGGAUCUGAAAACCUAAAAGAAAUCCCAGAUCUUUCCAUGGCCACCAGUCUAGAGAAAAUCUAUGUUGCGUAUCGUUUGAGUUGGGUUCAGCUUCCUUCCCAUAUUCAAAAAUUCAAUCAUCUGACAAAGAUAUUGGAAUGCAACAACCUGGCAACUCGACCAACCGGCAUUAACCUCGAAUCUCCCAAACGCCUCAAUCUCUUGGAACGUUCACGUUUGUGUCUCGAGAACGUUGCAGACUUUUGCAUGGAAAACUUACAAAUUGAGAAACUUUGGGGAGGCAUGCAGCAGCUUAUAUCCAUGGGAACGACGCUGCCUACCUCUUUGACAGUAUUGUUUCUCUCGGAUAUUCCAAAUAUGGUGGAGCUUCCUUUCUCUAUCCACAAUCUCAACAAACUAACGGAUUUGAGGAUUACAAGAUGCAUAAAUCUUGAGAUUCUUCCAACUGGAAUCAACCUUGAAUCUCUGGAACGACUCAAUUUCAGCGGAUGCUCGCGGUUGAAGACCUUCCCUGAUAUCUCAAGAAACAUCUCAUCUCUGUAUCUAGAAGAAACAGCAAUAGAAGAGGUUCCUUGGUGGAUUGAGAAUUUCACUAAGCUCAAAUACCUAAUCAUGCAAAGAUGCAGUGAGUUGGAAUAUGUAUACAUCAACCUUUCUAAACUGAAACAUCUCGAGCUGGUCGACUUCUCACAUUGCGGUACAUUGACCGGUGCUGAUUGGAACGGCGGAUUCACAAGUGGUAUGGCGUUGGAAAGAGAGAUUACUGACACCGAGUUACAGCUCUCCAACGAAGCCUCCUCUUCUCGUCCAUAUUAUCAUGUCCCUAAAGUCCAUUUCAGUUUUGUCAACUGCUUCAACUUGGAUAAAGAAGCUCUCCUUCAACAACUCUCUUUUGAGAAACUCAUCUUGUCUGGUGAAAAGUUGCCUUUAUACUUCACUCACAGAACUAAUGGGAACUCUUUGGCCAUCUCUCUGCUUCAGACCACCAUUCCUCCGCCAUUCCUCAGGUUUAGAGCUGGUGCUGUGUUUGCUAUCAACUCCUUGUCCGCAUUUGGUGUCAACGGCGUAUGGAUCAACGUACAAUGUCGGUUCAAAGGCAGACUCGGGAACCGCCUUGGUUCCUCUUACCAGAAAGAGUACUUUUCGGUGAAUCAGAUCGGUAGUCAUCUGUUUAUGUUUGACUGUCGUAUCCCUCUAAAGGUUCAGGAUGAUCUUCCAACUGAAGUGGAUGUACGGUUUCGUUUCUCUUGUGAUGCUUCCUGCAAAAUGAAAGGAUGGGGUAUACGACUCUUUGAGAAGUGUUCAUCAUCGGAGAACCGACUUGGUAGUCCAAAUACUCUUGCACGUCUUUGUGAGGCCAAUGUGGUUGAUGAGACUGAACAGGGUGAAGAGUGUAGAGACAGAGAGAAGCAGUAGACAAAUUCGGAUUACGUGGAGGGUCACUCAAGAAACUACUGAUUUUAUCUUCCUAUAGCCCCAAGUCCACGCAUGAUGUCGCUUUGAAUCUUUGACUGUGAUUCACUUUCUUAAACAGAUGGAUAUAUGUUUUUAGGUAAUCGAAAUAUCUCAUACACCAUCUUAUUUUAGUUCCACUUCAAUUGUGAAACAGAGUAUAGGAGCAUCUAUUUAAGAACCUAGUUAAUAGGUUCUGCCAGUCUAUGUAGAUGAUCUCAUUUUCAUAAUCCAGUCACAUUAAAGUCUUUUUUUUUUGGUUUUCCCUGAAUUAUAACAAUGUUACACACUUUACAACUAAUCGGAAGAUUAGAAAUGACAUUGCAAUAUAAAAGUGCUAGAGGAAAUUAGCGAGAGUUGUUAAAUCUUCUUGACUUCUUCUUGUACCAUUGAUAAUUCCG